GCCUCCCACUCUAAUGGCGCUACAUGCUAACUGUUACCUCAGCUUGUGCAAAGACGUGAACGACCUUUCCCACGUGCACUGUGGUGAUGCUGACACUCGGGGACGUGAGUUGAAGCUAACGUGGUGAUUUUUAUCCACCGCGAGGGAGGAAUCAUCCUGUAAACACCCUCGCCAAGCUGCCCCCCCCCCCCUGUCAAUGUGAAACCACAUCUGACCUGAGUCCGGCCAUGAGCAGCACAGCCUUGCCAGUAAUGUAACAUAUGCUGAUGAAAACCAGCUCAAAAAUGACAACAUCAGUCCUCACAGCAAUUGAUGCGACUGUGGUCGUAAUCCUUUGCAUGGAGAUCAGAGCAUAGCAGACUGAUUCUUCACCUAUGAAGCCACACUAAGUGAGUGUUAUGAACUUUUCUCUGAGACGUGUCAACUCUCAUAUGAAAACACACCACCGUCAUGACGAAGGUGCGGGAGGAAGAAGAGACAGUCGGUGGUUUGAUCAACUCAGAAGGAGAAGAGUUAGAAUGGGAUCCUGCCAACUCUAGAGACGCUCAUGAUGUGCGCCACACUGAUGAUCAACAACUGGACAGAAGCAUGAGCCGGUCUUGCUUCUGCGUUACGUGUGGUAAGAAAUUCCCGAGCAGCAGAGCUCUACAGCGACACCAGAGGACUCACACUGAAACCAAACCUCAUGAAUGCUCACAGUGUGGGAAAGGCUUUAAUUUCCCGAACAGACUGAAGAGACACCUUUUAAUCCACACCAAAGAAAAACUUUUCACCCGCCCAGAGUGUGACAAGAGAUUCUCUCGCGAUGAAGGACUGAAGGAACACCUGGCUCCGAUCGGCUCAGACACAUCACAUCUGGAGAGGAAUUCUGCUGGUAAGGCUCCUGAUGUCACAUCACCUGUUGAUCUGCACACAGCCACGCAAAGCAAACCCGGAACUAACCGAUCUGUGAACACAACACCCAGGAAACGUGGAAAGAAAACGGCGGCUGAGGAGCUGUUCAGCUGCACAGAAUGCAGUAAGGACUUCCAGAGCGUGUUCGCCAGGGGCCGCCAUCUGAGAGAGAAACAUGGCAAACACCCGCUUCAUGAGUGCUGCGACUGUGGAGAGACAUUUAGAGCCAACCGAAGCUUGAUAGUUCACCGGAGGAUUUACCAUCCAGGACCAACAGCGGCUGUGGAACGUGAAGAAGAGCGCAGAGCACCAAAGACGUAUAUCUGUUCAACAUGUGGGAAGCAGUUCCCUACCAGUGCCUCGCUGAAAAGGCACCUCAUUAUUCACUCAGGAAAGAAACCGUACAAGUGCACUUUGUGUGGUAGAGGUUUCACACAGAUUGGAAAUCUCAAGACACACCAGAAGGUUCAUAAAGGGAAAUUCAGCAACACACCAGCAUCACAGGAAAGUCCCCUUGGACCUGAAGAGGCUCAGUCAUCUGUGGAAAUCUGCUUCUGUAACUUCUGUUGGACACAAUUUUCCGAUAAACAACUGUUAGAAGAACAUGUGAGGCAUGUCCAUGAAUCAAAGAAACCAUUUUGUUGCACACAGUGCGGCAAGAGAUUCACGCAUCUCCAGAAAUUAAAAGAACAUGAAGCUGGGCACGAGGGUCUGAAGACAUAUCAGUGUUCCCGGUGUGAUAAAGGUUUCCAGACCUCAAAAGGAUUAGAGAACCACAUGCGCGAUCACACAGGAGAGAAACCAUUCCCCUGCAUUAUAUGUGGAAAAAGGUUCAAGCAGGAAUCUACUGUGAGAGCACACGGCGUGACUCAUUCUGGAGAGAGACCACAUCUCUGCUCCAUCUGCGGGAAACGUUACGUCAGGGCUGAAGAGCUUAAAGUUCACCUCAGAGUUCAUACAGGAGAGAAGCCGUACCAGUGUGACGAGUGUGGGAAGAGUUUCUACUACAGGCAAGGCUUCAACAACCAUAAGAAAACUCACAAUGCCAAACCCAUAGGACCCACCAGGCGGCUCGGCAGACCCAGACAGCUGGGGAGUCCCAGGAAGUCAAAGAGGCCCAAGAAGAUCUCACAAAGUGCUCUGCCUGAUUCAGAUGGAGAGGACCUGAACCGGGAGCCUCCUGACCUUGGAAACAGGCCUCAUCAUCAGCUCGGGCACAGGGACACUCAUGCUGCAGAGAACGACAACCAGACAUCCGUGGGGAACUUUCGUCAUUACACAACAAUGAGCUCUUUGGACCAAAACCCCAACACAUCUAACUGGAGAGCAGCAGAGGGGCAGGGGGCUUACUGUGGCCCAGCAGGAGGGAGCAGAAGUUUCAGUGCCCUCCUCAGGGGCACGGUGGAGCACUUUGAGGAGGGCUGUCCAGCAGAGCAGCCCCCCUGGCCUUCUGGGACUGCCUCUGUAGCACCACCCUCAGAGCUGGGUCUCGGCUCACAUCACCCACGUAACUCCACAUCAAAGAAAAUGCAUCUGAGCAAGAGGGCUAGAGAGGAAAUUGAGUAUGAAGAACAGACACCAGCAACCCAAGGCCAGGACCACAGCCCAGCGCCUAAGGGAGAAGCUCCAAGAAGGCCAGAACCUGUGGAUGAACCUAGCUCUGAUAAACAGCCUCAGGAAAAGGUGUCUGCAGAGCCAAAACAGAACCAAGUGCCACGCAGACCAACGAAGAAGUACGACUGUCCAACCUGUGGAAAAGUUUUCUGUCACAACUCCGCUUUGAAGCGACACCUUGUGAUUCACUCAGGAAAAAGACCAUUUAAGUGCUUCAUAUGUGCAAGAGGAUUCACCCAGAGUGGAAACCUGAAAACACACAUGAAAGUUCACAAAGGAGAGUUACCAAAUUGGACAUUAGUUCAAGAAACGAGUCGUCCUGAGGAAUCUCCUGUGACAGUUCAUGUGUGUGGAGAGUGUGGAAUGGACUUCCCUCAGAAACAACAGCUGGAAGAACACAGAGAGAGUCACAAAAAGCCUUACGCGUGUUCUGACUGUGCCAAGACAUUCAAAAAUGAAUAUUAUUUUAGACUGCAUAAGCGCAUUCACUCUGGAGAGUCACCUUUCCUCUGUUCAGAGUGCGGGAAGAGCUGCAUCACAGCAAGUUCGCUAAAAACGCACGAGUUGACACACACUGGAGAGAAGAAUUUCCAUUGUGAUCAGUGUGGGAGGGCAUUUUCACAGUCCUCCCACCUCAGCAUGCACCUCCAAACUCACACUGGAGAGCGACCUCAUCUCUGCUCUAUCUGUGGUAAAAGUUACUCCAAAGCAGGUUGUCUGAAAGUUCACCUGCGAGUUCACACCGGAGAGAAACCGUAUACCUGUGAGAAAUGUGGCAAGUGCUUUUAUUACUCUCAAGGUUAUCAAGCGCAUUUGAAGAUUCACAACAAGAAGCCAAAACCGCCAACAAAACCUCUGGGGAGACCAAAACAGCAGCUGUUAGUGGUAAAUAAUCAAUAAUGUCAUCUGGGUAAUCUGAAUGGACAUACAAGGAAAUAGUAAAUAUAUUACAGUUUACCCAUCUGUUAUCAUGUGAAGUUAAACAUCUUUCAAAUAACUGAUUUAAUUGGUCAAGCAGUAUGGUAGGAACCAUAUGUAAUAUUACAGUAUGUGGUGUACAGUCUGCUCUAUUGUUAUUUGUAUUGGAUAACAGUGAAGUAGUAAUAAAUCACCAUAUUGUGAGUUAUUGUUAGUUUUAUUUGUUUUUCUUUGUGUUUUUCUUUGUGAUUCACCUAAACCAGGACCAGACUUAUACUCUAAUAAUUUGACUCCACAGUUUAAAAUGUUAUACUUUAAGUAUAUUUUACAGGCAGCAUCUAAUUACUUAAUAUACAGUUGUUGUUUUAGUCAGAACUUUUAUUUUUGUAUCUUAAUACAUGAAUAUAAGAUACUCUAUGCAUUGGAUUUUUAUUUUUGUAUGGUUGUGCAGCAGGAUCAGAGUGUUGGUGUUACCUGUUUCAUUGUUGGGACUCAUUUUAGUAUCUAAAGCAUUUGGUCUGAUGGUUCCUGUUGUAGCCAAUAUGAUGUUUUUUAUUGCAAUGUAUUUAUAUUAUGAAGGUGCUAUAUUAUUGUUGUGUUACCAUGACAACUCACAACCUGGGCAUAGGAGGGGUCCAGCCAAUAGCAGGCAACAGGAAGUUCACUUGAGGGUGUCACUGGGGCACAGGUGGAGAGGGGUUGGUAAUCAGGCAGAAGCCACACAGUUUUUCAACCGUGCGGGCGGUUGUUUGUUUUCAGUUGUUAUGAGUUUAUUUCGGUUUAUUUUCCUACCGCAAGUUAGUUGUUUAAUUUACAAUUAACACCCGGCCUUUGUUUAUGCUUCAUAACACCCUGCUGCAUUUUCAAAAUAAACGUUUUCAAAUGAACUGAAGACCUCUACUGUCAACUGCUUCACGCGUUGGAAAGGGCUCCACGCCAUCCCUCACUGGCAAGUUUUUGUGGUUCCGAUUGCCUUUACAGUUCCCAAACGUUUUCUGCCAGGUCAUUCUGUCAACUCAGUUAUUGCUGUGAAAAGGUAUUUUGUAAUUGCCACAUUUUUCUCCUGAUCAUGUGCACCACCGCCCCUCCUGAGUCAUACCCCAGUGUGUUCUGCCCAUAGUUUCUGCCCAGUAUCAUACCAGUCCAACGUGCCUGAUAAAUCUUCAGAGGGAGGCAUCCAGCAUCAUGAAAAAAAUAAAAUAUUUUGAACUUU
Molecule: messenger RNA, 4639 nt
Organism: Seriola aureovittata
Lineage: Eukaryota; Metazoa; Chordata; Actinopteri; Carangiformes; Carangidae
Product: zinc finger protein 665-like
Exons: 10
Coding region: 451-3408 (985 amino acids)
Source: RefSeq, a predicted model, not a curated record